ACCCAUGUCUGCAUAUCCAUAUGAAUCGAUCGUGCCUAAUUAUUCUAAUUUAGCCAACGAAGACGGCUCUGUGGGGAGAUAUUCUUCCGAAGUUUCGCGUGCCGGUGGAAUUGAUGUUCCAAGUCAGCCGGGUCGAAGUUCCCUAUCGGAAGAUCCUCACUACUUGUUAGAAGCGGAUCGAAUGGCGCCGCGGAUGUUGACCGAGGUGCGG
Perkinsus marinus ATCC 50983 is the source of this 211-nucleotide messenger RNA. RefSeq lists its product as hypothetical. The annotation marks the transcript as partial. The record is from RefSeq and is a predicted model, not a curated record. The transcript has 2 exons. NCBI's taxonomy places the organism in Eukaryota, Perkinsozoa, Perkinsida, Perkinsidae.